CGGCCCGGCAUGUGGAUGAUGUUCGAGGCCGUGGUGCUGAACCUGACCGUGAGAAUUCACGAUUCCCAUCGAUCCCCAUUCUCAACGGAAUCGACUCCGCUCGCCGCCGGCGCCGCCAUGCUCCGCCUGCGAAGCUGCAUCCUCACCCGUCUCCUCUCUUCCCCCUCCUCCGCGAGUCCCAUCUCCCCUCUCCACCGACUGCUGUCAGCGGUUGCGGCCGACCCAAGCCCCGCGUUCGCCGUCGAGCAGUACCUCGUCGACACCUGCGGCCUCACCCGGCCCCAAGCCCUCAAGGCCUCCACCAAGCUCUCCCACCUCAAGUCCCCCGCCAAGCCCGACGCCGUGCUCGCCUUCCUCGCGGACCUCGGCCUCUCCAGCGCCGACGUCGCCGCCGCCGUCGCAGGGGACCCGCUGUUGCUCUGCGCCGACGUGGACAAGACCCUGGCCCCCGUCGUCGCCGGGCUAACCGGCCACGGCCUCUCGCGCACCGAGGUCGCGCGCCUCGUCUCGCUCGGCCGCACCAUCUUCCGCUGCAGAUCCAUCGUCUCCAACCUCCCAUACUACCUAUCGCUCUUCGGAUCCUACGAGAACCUCCAACAAUUACUCAAGCAGUGCCCCGAGCUCCUCGGGUGCAGCCUGGAGAAGGUGGUCAAGCCCAACGUCGCGUUCCUGCGGGAGUGCGGGCUAGGAGACUGCAUCCUGUCCAAGGUGCACCUCUCCACGCCACGCAUACUUUCCACCAACCCAGACCGCCUCCCUGCAAUGGUGGCAUGCGCCGAAGGCCUCGGCGUACCCCGUGGAUCUCCCAUGUUCAGGCAUGUGCUCUACGCUGUUGCAAGGGUCGGCGAGGAUAAAAUCCCUGCCAAGGUAGAUUACUUGAAGAAAACUUUCAGGUGGUCGGAUGCUGAAGUGGGUAUUGUUGCUUGUAAGAAUCCACAGGUGCUAUCGAGGUCUAAGGACAUGCUGCAGCGCUUGUCUGAGUUCUUUAUCUCUGAGGUGGGUUUGGAACCUGCUGACAUUGCUCAUCGUUCAGUAGUGCUCACUUAUAGCCUGGAGAGCCGCCUCAAGCCCCGGUACUACGCGGUAAAGUUUCUCAAGAAAAAUGGAUUGCUCAAAUGCUUCCCGAGCUACUCUACAAUUUUCAACAUGACCGACAAGGUAUUCGUGGAGAGGUACAUCUGCCCUCACAAGGAAGCUGCUCCCCACGUAUAUGAAGACUAUGUCGCCGCUUGCAAAGGGGAAGUAUCCACUAGAUUCUUAUCUGCUUGAACCAAGACCCUGACAUGGAACUUUGUGUUUCAGUGUUGUUCGCCCAAUUAAUUAGAUCCUGAUUUUAUUCUAUGCAUGUUACAUGCUGGUUUGGUCAUUGCUAAGUGCUAAUGCCUCAUGAAACUGAUUAUUUGAUUCCUGAAACCCGGCGUGUUGUCAUUCAGUAGAGAAGAAAUCAUAGCCUGCAAUGUGUCAAAAAAAGACAUCCAUGAAUAUAUUUAUGUCUCCCACUUUUAUUUUAGAUCAUGGAGAUAACAUGUGUGGGUGGACUAGUUUUCUGUCAAAACCAGGAAGCAUUAAUCAGAAAGCGAAAGAACUGCGCCGUUUUCCAUUAAAAUAUCGGUAUGGUCUGCUUUCAUACCCGAUUUUAUUUUGCUGUUCCGUUUUCCACUAAAAUAUCGGUAUGGUCUGCUUUCAUACCCGAUUUUAUUUUGCUGUUCCGUUUUCAUUCCUUCAUAUUUUUGACCGAUCCUAUGUCAAUACUAAAUGGCAGUUCAAUCUUCAAUAAUUAGAUUUCUUUUGUGUAUAUUUAUUUUUCCUUAUGGUUUCUUUCCUGUAAUUCUUAUCCUAAUGAAGGAUUAGCUUUGUUUCUAAAUCCAUUAGGCUGUAGCUGGCCACCUUCUGUAAGGAAAACUUUCAGAUUUGAUACAGUAACGUACUAAACUAUGGUAAACAAAUGAGUCUAAAUAAAUGGCAUCUGUCAUUUAUCGUGAGAACUAAAACAAUGGAGAUGGAAUGAAUUAAUUUUAUCAUAUUUCUACUAUUCGUUGCUUGCAUAUGUGAUAUUGUAUCUGUUCAACAAGCCUACAGGUAUAUUUUGGGAAAAAACGACCGACAAACUGUAGGUUAAAAAAUCAACUUGACGAAGCUUCACAAAUAGCUGCCUUGACUCAUGUCGAAGCUGUUUUAUACUUCAAAGAUAUCUGCCUUAACUCAUGUCGAAGUUGUUUGAUACUUCGAAGUCAUGCAAUAAGCAGCAUGUGUUUUGUCAAACCAUAAUUUAAUUUGCAAUUUGUGAACUAGGUUUUUGUGCUACUGUUUUCUCGUGCUCUGGUUUUAAAACUCCAUUGGAAUUUUAUUUUUGCCGGCAAAAAUUCAAUGGGGCUUAUGGCCACACUGGAUAGAAGGUGCAAUCUUGUCCAUUUUUUUGACUUGCCUCAGUUCAGACUCUUCACAGCCAGAGCUAGUUUGUCAACAUAUUUCUUAUUUUGAAUUGGAGGGAGUAAUUAGAUUAUGAUUUGGGGUAUAUUUAUUUUGCUCUUUCGGCUAAUUCUUGAUGAAGGAUUUUCUUUAUUCAGCUGAAGCUGGCCUUUACUUCUGCUAGGAAAUUUUCGAACUUGAUAAAGUAACCAACUUAAGCAUGAUCAACACAUCAGUCAUUAAUUGCGAGAACUAAGCCGAGAUGGAAUGAAUCAGUCUUAUCAUACCUUCUACUACUCAUUGCUUGCAUAUGUUAUACUGUAUCUGUUCAACAAAAGUACAAAUAUAUUGCAGCAAAACUGUAGGUUCAAAGAUCAAUUUGGCAAAGCUUCAAAGAUAUCUACCUUAAAUCAAAUCGAAGUUGUUCGGUACUUCGAUGUCAUGAAAAUGAUGAAAUAAGCAGCAUGUGUUUUGUCAAACCAUAUGUUGAAUUUGUAAUUUAUAAAGUACAUUUUUGUUCUGAUGUUUUCUCAUGCUCUAACUUUCGAAACUUCGUUACGACUUCUUUUUACGGGCAAAGAUUUAAUAGGGCUCACGACUAUAAUGGAUAGAAGGUGAAAUUUUGGUCUUGCCAUGAGUUGCAGCUAUAAUAUCCAUUCAUAUUGGUCACUUGCAUUUUUUGAGUGGUUAUGUGUAUAUAAUUUGGAAUUUGAACAUAAAACUACGAUACCAAUAAAAUUUUGGUUAUUUUUAUUCGGAUAGGGUUAAUUCUUCUGUUAUAGCUUCCAUUGGCUUCUCCUAGACUUCAUAAGAAGUUUGUUAUGUAUCUUCUAAAGUGCCAGAAUGCAAUCUUCUUGACUUUGCAGGGGAGGGUAUGAAUAACAAAGCAUUUCAUGCCUAUUUGAAACACCUGCAGCUGGUUCAGUUAGAAGGAAGGUUACACUGCUGACUGAUCUGGGAAGGAAAUUAUUGAAGAGGUAGUGGAAACUUGAUCAUCAGCUGCAGUUGGAGAUCCGGGUUGUCCGGUCGAAGCACAAGAAACAAGUUCGGUGCAGAAGGAAUUGGCAGAUGCCCCAAUGAUGUUUCACGGUCAUCAUCCAGUCGCAUGCCAAUGGGCCUUGAAGGCUGCGGCUGAGCUGGGAAUAAACUUUGUUUAUUUUGGAGAUGGACGCUUGCAACCUACAGAUGGCGCUAUCACGAGCGACGACCUUGAUAGAUCUGACAUGUUGGUGCUCUGGUGAGGGACAUCUACUACACGCUUAUCUCUGAACUUCUUCAUCUUUUAGAAUCUCAUCUGUUAGUGCCCGAGGGACAUGAUGUUUCACGGACAUGUAUCUGUGAACUUCUUCAUCUUUUAGAACCUCCAGUUGUUAGUGGUCUGGUGAGGGACAUCUGCUACACACUUGUAUCUCUGAACAUCAUCUUCUAGAAUCUCAGUUGUUACCAAGAUUUUCUUGUACUAGUACUUUAGGUGUACCAGAUAGAUUACCUAUCUUGCGGGUGAUUUUGCCGGAA
Molecule: messenger RNA, 3924 nt
Organism: Lolium perenne
Lineage: Eukaryota; Viridiplantae; Streptophyta; Magnoliopsida; Poales; Poaceae
Product: transcription termination factor MTERF8, chloroplastic
Biological process (GO): regulation of DNA-templated transcription
Molecular function (GO): double-stranded DNA binding
Source: RefSeq, a predicted model, not a curated record